This is a messenger RNA of Varroa destructor (honeybee mite), 8459 nucleotides long. RefSeq names its product protein turtle-like. The record is from RefSeq and is a predicted model, not a curated record. Gene Ontology annotation, molecular function: protein binding. NCBI's taxonomy places the organism in Eukaryota, Metazoa, Arthropoda, Arachnida, Mesostigmata, Varroidae.
UCCUCGCUGCCAGGUGAGCUUCCUGCUCCGUGAUGUUGUGAUUGAUAAAAAUACAGCAAACAGCUGCCGUGCAUUAUUUGAGCAUGAGGAGUACGUAUAACAGCUACACAUCUUGCGUCCGUCUUAACCACUGUGCACCAGCGAGAAGCGUUUAUUGUGUUGUCUUUAUCGUUAUACCUUUGUAUCAAGAAUUAGUCUUAUUUGUAAAGUGAGGAAAGGGAGGAACGUCAUAGCAGCUAUAGGAUAAUUUAUGCAAUUGUGCGCGUGUGGAAGAAUCUCUUUGGAGACCUGCCAUAUGCCUGCUAGUACGUAAUAACAACAUAAUCGCGUCUCUCUGUAUGUAAUCGCUUUUCGUCAGGUACCUUACUUAUAGUGUAGCUUUUUUCUGAAGUAAACAGAGAGGUUGGCAAAGGACUGCCUGAGCGCACAUCGGUGAGUGUUACCAGUGCCCUGCGCCAUUGGGUUUGCCUUUACUAUAGCCCGCGGGCUUCCGCGGUCUCUUCUGUGACCAAUGGUCCGUGCCCUUGUCCCGCGAUUGCUAUCAAGAUGACGUCGAUAUUGACGAAAUUCCGGCGCGUCCUCUUAGCAGUUGUUUAGAGCCCAGUAGAACGAGUCGACGCGGUCACUACCCCGCGCCUGGCUAACAACGUCAACACGUAACGCGGCGGGCCUCAAAAGCCGUCUACCAUCAGUGUUUGCGCGAAUUCUUCUACUGCUAAGCGCAACUACGGGUAAAGCCGUCAAAGAAAGGGUAACGGGCAACGCCUUAAUCGACGGUACCGUGGGCAAACGACGUUCAGCCGCGGUAGUCGCCGAUGUUCCUUGGCCGCCAAUUCAGAUAGCAGAGAACAGAUAUCCUUCGAUCAACAGCGACGAGGUGCUUCAAACCAGCAGGGGCGGUUUUCAUCAAUAGACGCGUGUUGCUUAGUAAAUAAUCGCAGCGCACAUCCGGCGUAAUUCAAUACGCUUAGUUGCCUUCGAAAGCCAAUAUCCUUCUUACUUUCUGUACAUAUUGUGUGAAUUAUAAACAACAAAUAGAAGCUCGAAACAACAUAAUACGUUGCACACUAUGCAUGCAGGCAUAGAUAAGAAUAUUUAAUAUUCCGCUUUAUUGUUUCUCAGCCAAAACAAAGCAAAGAAAAAGUUUCGUGGAAUUAAACAACAUAGUUACAGUGACGUACAAAUCUAGUUACUGCUAGUUAGGGGUGAAAAAAGAAUAGUAACAGCACCAGGAUCACAGCCAAAUAGAAAAACCCGAAUGCGAGGAUAAUAUUCUAGCUGGCCCGUCGGCCUAUAGUUGUGCUCAAUUCAGAAGCUGCCAAGGAUUCCCACCAUACGCGUCUGUUCUUCAAUUGUAUUUGAUCGUAUAUUGAAUAUUGUGCAGUGAAUCAUCAGCAAUCGUAGUGAAUCAAUCGUACGCCGCCGUGGAUACGUCUUUUUUUGUUUUGAUUAUAUGUUUGUCCGUCGAUUUGCUCCAACCUUCAUCCGUUCAUCGGCCAGUAGAAGCUCAAUGCCUCACCUACUUCCACGUGGUGGUGUGAAAAUCGUGUCCUUAAAUCGUGUUGGUGCUUGAUCAUCGGGGAUUGACCGCUUAUAUGAUGAGUAAUCGGUAAUUGCUUGGGUGCUUGAUGAAUAAGUGAUUCGCGAUGCUAUUGAUUGAGGCGUGAUGUGUUGUGACUACCAGUUACUAGUUAUUAACAUAGAAAAAACGACUAUGGGCUUUAAUAGUGGACUACCGGAGAUUCUUCUGAAUCCAGAUCUUCUGCAACAGCAAUUGUUACUAUCAGUUCUCCAAGUAGUUCUGGACGUUCAGCCAAAAGGGUCAGAGCGUCUUUCCGUAAAAUAAUAGACGUAUACAAUGCCCUACUGUUCAGCGUUGUCAACUGAGCGUGGCCAUUAUGGAGGUGUCGUGACUAGACGUCCUCGGCCAUCACCACCACAGCUCGGCCAACAGUAUCAUCAUCAUCAUCAUCAUCAUCACCACCAUUGUUAUCAUCAUGAAACAAAACAGUACUCUUACGACAACUACAAGCAAUACUUCUGCCGCCAUCAUCAUAACACUAACCAAAUGUCGGAUACUAGGAUAACUCGUUCUACGACAAUUAGUACUGCUACUUCUACAACGGCGGCAGCAACGGUUAUGAGUGGACGUCAUCGGCUGGACGAUCGGCGCGCACAACUGCUACCACGUAUUGUUCUGUGCUCACUGUCUAUACGGGUCCUCAGUACGUUAAUGCUUCAAGUGUUUCUAAUGACCACGUUUCUACACGCAGGAAGGGCCUCAGUCCACGAGGGACUACACAUCGAACCCGAGGUAACAACGGUUCGAGCUGUCGUCGGCGGUCGCGCACAUCUGCCAUGCGAUAUCGAAGUGCCGUCACCCCAGAGGGGAAGCGAUGCCAAUGACGGGGAUAGCAGUGGAGGCAUAUCGUUGAUUCUUUGGUAUCACGGAGACUCUCACUCACGGGGUGGCAUCCCGAUCUACUCGCUGGAUGCUCGGGAUUUGCCAUUAUCGCGUGCACGUCCAUUUCCUAGUGCCGAAUACAAUAAUCGGGCGUAUUUCGAUGUGAUCGCUCGCCCUCCCCUGCUCAAAAUUGAGCCCGUUCAAGAGACGGACGCUGGCGAAUACCGCUGCAGAGUGGACUACAGCAGACAGCGAACACAGAAUCGAAUUGUAUACCUAGACGUCGUCGUACCUGCGAGAGACGUCCGUAUCAGAAAUACGGAAGGAAAGAUUCUGAGCGGCGUCAUCGGACCCUACGACGAGGGAUCCCAUCUAGUACUCAUUUGCGAGGCAACCGACGCUAAACCACGUCCCCGCGUAACGUGGUGGCGUGGGGAGGAGCUCCUAGAUGAUUCAGACAAGAGUCACGACCACCGACUUGUAAGCAACGAGCUCGUCAUCAAACGUCUACAGCGGCACGAUCUCAAAACGGCACUAACGUGCCAAGCCGAGAACACCAACAUGUCCAAUCCCAAUACACAGCGCACCGCUAGCGUCAUCAUUGACAUGAACCUGCGUCCACUCGAUGUACGAAUCAGCACCAUGAAGCGACCUCUAUCGGCGGGCCAAGAGACAGAGGUCACAUGCCGCUCUACAGGAGGCCGACCGCCACCCCAACUAACCUGGUGGAUUGGUCAACGAAGGCUCAGCGUCCUUCGCGAAAACGUCUCUGACGUCGACAACUACACAUCGAAUACAGUGGCGUUCUUGCCGAGCAUCCACGACAACGGGAAGUUCUUGUCGUGCCGUGCGGAUAACCCCCUGCUCUCGGACUCCAGUCUCGAGGAUGGCUGGACCUUAAACAUCCAUUAUGUCCCUCAAUUGGACGUGUCGAUCGGUGCCAACAUGAAGCAUCCGUCCGUGCACGAAGGGGGCGAUGUAUAUUUCGAAUGCAAGAUACGAGCCAACCCUCCCGUCACCGAGAUCGGUUGGAAGUUCGAGGGUCAGCCGUUAUAUCCUGACAAACACCAGGGUAUCAUAAUUACGAACCAGUCACUGGUCCUGCAAAAGGUUCGCCGCGAAAGCCGGGGCCAUUAUCAGUGUGUGGCAUCGAACUCCGAGGGCGAAGCCGAAAGCGACAAGAUCUUGCUGCGUAUUCAUUAUGCCCCCGUCUGCAGGAAAAAGCAGAACCUCAUCUACGGCGUCGCCAGGGACGAAGACGCCGAAAUACCGUGCCACGUUGAAUCUGACCCUCCGCCGACAGACUUCAAAUGGGCGCUCAACAACUCCGUCGAACUGUUCGAUGUGAAGACGUUUAAUUUCAACGGAACUAAAUCGGUUGUCACGUAUAGGCCGAGAUACGCCAACUCAUACGGCACGCUAUACUGUUGGGCUAGUAAUCAGAUUGGUACCCAAAAGGAACCCUGCGCAUAUCACGUUGUCCCUGCUAGUCCUCCGGGUCAGCUACGUGCUUGCUCUGCCAGCAAUGAAACGUUCAGUACCAUUCUGGUGGAAUGUAAACCCGGCGAGGCAGGCGGGCUUCGCCAAUCGUUUCACCUCGAGAUAUUCAACUUUAUUCAGGAAUAUCUCGAAUUUAACUUGACACAGCAAGAUGCGCCCGUUUUCCAGGUUACAAAUUUAGCGCCAAACACCAAGUACAUAUUUCUACUUUACGCUGCAAACUCCAAGGGACGCUCUAACACUAUUUCAUUUAUAUCUUCGACGGUGGCCGCCCCUGAUGACGAGUUAUCUGACUCGGAUUUGCUGUCAUCGCUCUUCAGCCCGGUACUACUCUCGCUCGUUGCGGGUAUUUCUAUGCUUAUUGUCGUAGUUGUUAUCGUGAUCUUUAUCAUGCGUCGGCGCGAUGCUCUCGAAAAGGGUAAUCCGCCGCAGACAAAUCUCAACGAAAAGAACAGCGGAUCAUGCCGAAGCCUGAAAGCGCCCCCCGAAGAGAUCCAGCUGACACAAGUGCAAAACAAGAAGCUCAUUACAUCGUUCACCCCAGACAAUUCACAUGAGUACGGCCAUCAGGUCGCGGUCGAAACGACGCUCAGCUCGUGCCUCGGCAAUGACCUCUCCCUCGAUGGCAGUGCAUGCUCUACAACGCCUUUAGAUCGACGCGGGGGCCCGCCGGGUGGCAAUUGCACCGUGCUCACAUAUCCUGCUGCGGCAGGUGGCGCACUGCCAACGAUGGGGUCGAUAAGCGGACCCCUGAGUCCUGGCGGCCCCGAGGCUAUGACGAUGACUCUUGGUCGAAACCAUGACCUGCCCUUUGGCCUAGACGGUGGUGGGCAGAAAGACCUAUCAAUUCACAUGGCGACUAUGCGAAACCCAAAACAGCACGGUGGUCGACAACUGCAGAAUUCGCUCUGCAACACCAAUAAAAUCGACUCGGCGUUGUUGAGGUAUGCCGAAUUGUCGUUACCACGCACCAACCAUCGGUUAUGUCCUGUACGAAUAAGGCAACAGCAGCAGCAGCAGCAGCAGCAGCACGGGCUGGCGAGCGGAGUUGUCACAAACCCAAUUGGCGGCCACCUUAGUGGACCUGGUCAGCUCGAACCCACGACUAUGUUGCCUCAGAGUCCUGAUGUCGUCUUCGAUCGGCCACCAAUGCCACCCUUGCCUGGCCAGCUAACGCUGACAAGCGGCAAGUGCGACAUCGACCUUCUCGAAGACGUUCGUACGCCGAUCAUGAUGCAGCAGGCUGCCAAUGUGGUAAGCCACACGACAAAUCAGCUUCUGACGACUUCGUCCACCCCAACUGGCCAGACGCAGACGCCGAUAUUGCUUGACGGACCAACGAUACAAACGGCCACUGUCACUCAACGGUUAAUGGGUGGAGUCACGAAACAUCCGCUCGACGUGAACGCAUCCACCCCUGUGUGAACAACGUCUAUAAAAAUCGGAGGCGAUGACCUGGCGGCCAGCGGCACCACAAGCUUAUUGAGCCCAACGUCUACCUUUAUGGCCACUGAAGCGUCAAACUUACAGAAUUAUAUAUAUAAUGUACAGUGCGAUAAUGAAAGAAAUAUAAGCAACGUCAUUAAUGCGUUCACGAGCGUACCAGCGAGAAGAUAACGUAUACGCAUGUAGAGUGAGAAGGAUGAAGACUGAACAUAACGCGAACGUAAUACUGUAAUGCACACUAUUAAAAGGUAGAUUUAGGUCGAGCUAGGACAGAAGAUAGAACACAGACGGAUAACGGAAGUCGUCUCUAGCUACGAAGGGAAAACAAAACUCCUGUUGGGUCUGAACCCAUAUACCAUGUCUGCUCAUCAGGCCGAGUGAAAUUUGUCAGCUCUCUGUUUUAAGCGGUCGUAGUCAGGUGUGAAUGCUAACCGGUGUGUCUGUGGUGAGCAACUGGGCUGUGACCAGAUGAGUGGCGAUGGCGACGACAUUUGUAUUUGUGUGUGUAUUCGGACGUAGGAUAGCUGCUUGUACUAGAAUAGGGACCUAGUGGGUCGGACGGGUAUCGGGAGGGCGAUAACCUUCCGAAAGCAGCACAACACAACGCAGAAAAUACAUGGAAAAGUAACAAGCGGCCAGAGACAAAAAGAAAGUAAAACAAAGGGACUCGGUCGCCUUUGUCACAGAAAUCAUCUCUGGUCCCAUCACACUUCACCGUCACCAACUGCAAGAGGCGUGGGGCUGAAAUAUUUAGUCCCCGCUCUGGUAAGGGCUCAGCGGAACAGGUAUGACGUUACGGCUAGUAAGUAUGGCCAUUGUGCGGUGGUGAUAUCAUUUCGGAACAUACACGAACAUAUAAAACAAGAGGUAAAAGCAAACAUGACGGAAAAUUUCAGAUAGAAACAAAUAGGUGUACAUAAACCGUAGAUAUAACUAAGAAGCUUGACAAGACAAGGAGUUGUAAGUGCUACAUAUUAUGUCAUUUUAUUUUAGUUAUAUUUAAUAUAUUUUAGUUUUAGUUAAUAAUUAUUAACUUUAAUAACAGUAAAUAUAUAUAUAUAGAGGAGAUAAACUGUUAGCAAAAAGAAACCCGAAAGAUACAAAGCAACAACUACAUCAGCAAGAUUAAUCAUAUUGCAGUAUCAGCUGACUAACCAUCGCGAUGGAACUACGUCGUCAGUAACGUUGCGUGUUAAUACAUUUGAGACCUUCGUAAACCGGCACGAUUGCACAACAGACAAUUCCGGUUAAAGGAUAAAUUGCAUUAUAUCGUUUUUCCAUUCUUGUGCGUGCAAAAACUACAAUCCCGUGCUUACAAACGAACAUAACUAGUAAUUACAGGACAAGCACAGAAUAAGUAGUCGAUUUUUUUCACGUGUUGCAUUGCUCGACCGCCCAUCCAUGUCACAUUUGUUUAGCAAAUUAUUGAUCGCUGGUAGCGCGCCCACACUCGCAGAAUAUGGAACAUUACUACAUCUACUAUUACAGUAAAACAAAUUGUAGGAAGCACAUGGCUGCACAGUAAGCGGUAUAUCUCUCUCUGAGUUGUGCCAAAACCAGGAACCUUCAUUACCUCCGCCAUCGUCUUUCCGACGAAGACAAACAUACAAAUAAUAAAAUAGAAAUAAACAAACAAACAGAUGGACACGGCGAGGGGACAGACACGCGAGAAUAUGUUGCUUGUUGCGUUACGCCUGGGCCAACAAGACUAGUCCAAAGUAAAUGCAUAGGUUUAGGCAGGAGCCAGUGACAGCUUGUACGCCAUGUUUCGGUAUCGCCAGCUACGUAACCCGGAGGUGGCUGUUAAGGCCUUCAUAAGGUAAACAAUCGUGCGCGCACACACUACUUAGUACGGGAUUGAUUACCCAAGCUGCUAACUGGAAAAACCUGAAGGUCAAAAAAAAUGACUGGCCCAGGUCGAUUAUAAUGAUAAACGAUAAAAUAAUAUUUGACGCUUACCUAUCUCGACAAUUGGUUGCGGGCUAGCUAACAAGUCGCGAUGCGUCACGCUUGAUCAGAAGUGGAUUAACGACUCCCGAAACGCUGGUAGAGAUGACAGUUUUAGUUGCUCAAAGUGAUUAUUUGAAGACAAGUAACAGCCGAUUUGGUGACGACGGCUUUAUCUACAAUGUGAUCUCAGUGAACGAUCGUUUAAAAGCGCAUUAUCAUUGUGAUUCGAAUGAUUCCGUUCUGACAAUUGAAGAUGCUCGUAUGAUCUUAUAUAUAUAUUUUUUUUUAUGUCCAAUUUUAGGUAUCUUAUACAGCUCGUAUAGAUAACGCUUAAAGCAGGGAUGAAGAAAAAACCACCAACAAUAAAGUUGCCACAAUGCAGACGAGUUGCAAAACAGCAACGGCCACAUCGGGGCUGAUCGGAUUAUUUGUAACAAUGGGAAAAAAAUCUGUAACGGGAAGGUAACUAGCCUCGAUUUAACAUGCGGAAGGACAGAACGAGCACAAAAGACAAGCGAGCAUAGAUGUGAAGGGAAAACGUAGUCGUAUCAUGGAAAAGAUACAGAUAACAAUGUAAGAAAGGCUAGUUUUUUUGCCGGUUUCGACAAUAACGAAAGCUAGUCGAUGGCAAAUGUUCGAUAAAACGCUAAAAUACUUAACACGAGAGAAAGAAAAAGGCUAUGAUAAUCUGUUGUAUACUAGAUAAUUAAUAUACGAUGAAUAGUGAUAAUAAAAAUCUUAACAAGAAGAAUACUGAUGAUAGUUGACAAGGGUUACGUGAGAUGAGAGCAUGUAACAAAUAUCAAUGUGUUCCUUUUAAGCAUACCGAGACACAUACACAUGCACAGAUCCUGAGUUACAGUCGUCUCCCACGACGUGCAGGAUUCAUUCAAUUAUAGUCAAAUGUAGAAAGACGAGAGAACGGGAGCCGAACUUCUCUGCGGCCAUCUAUUGAUUUAAACCAUAACACUUUUUUUAAAAAAAAAAUACAUUAAAUAUAGCCAGCAUGAUGAUGAUGAUAAUAAAGGCGACAUAAAUAUGAGCAGGAAAAUGAAUUGGACAAACAAAGCACGAGUAAAAUGGCAAAGGACGAGGGGGACUGCCGACAUGAAUAAAAGGGAAUACAUCCAGCUAUGUACAUAGAUGCUGAUCAGAUGAU